AUAACAAUAACAAUAGUAAUAAUAUUCUUCAUUUUCUAUCACCCACAUUGCCAUCACAAACCCAAAUGGCUACCCUCUUGGCCAUCCUAUUCCUUACGGUCUCCGCCGCCGCCGCCGCGUCAUUUGUCCCGCAGGAUAACUUCCUUCUCGACUGCGGCGCCACGGCCACUGCGACCUCGCCGGAUGGCCGAGUGUUCAAAACCGAGCAGCAGACGUCCCAGUUCCUCCAGGCCCAAGACGACUACAAGAUCUCCGCUGAUGCUGCCGCCACCGACGUCCCGUCCCCGGUGUACUUAACGGCGAGGAUAUUCGUCCAGGAAGCGACGUACUCGCUCCACCUGACCCGACCCGGAUUCCACUUCGUCCGUCUCCACUUUUUCCCCAUUAACAACACCGUUUUCGAUCUUCAGAAGGCGACGUUCACCGUCACGACCGAGAAGUACGUCCUUCUUCACAGCUUCAACGUCAACAACACCAACAAGGCCAUCCUCAAGGAGUUCCUGAUCAACGCUGUCGACCCGCAUUUUUCGAUCAAGUUCUCACCGCAGAAGAACUCCGCCGCCUUCAUCAACGCCAUCGAGGUCGUCUCAGCUCCCGACGAGCUCGUCACGGACAGCGCAGCAAACCUCCUCCCAGUCGGAAACUACGCCGGGUUGUUCGCCUUCGCGUACCAGACAGUUUACCGGCUUAACAUGGGAGGACCGCUCAUAACAUCAGCCAAUGACACCCUAGGAAGGACUUGGACCAACGACGAGCCCUAUCUCAAGGCCAAGAACUUGGCGCAGACGGUUUCCGUGUCGCCGAGCGUCAUAAAAUACCCGUCGGGAGGGACUAAUUCCCUGCUUAUCGCGCCGCAUAUGGUUUAUGCGACGUUGGUGGAAAUGGCGGAGGCAAAUGUGAACCAGCCAAAGUUCAACGUGACAUGGAAUUUUGAAGUUGACAUGGCUUUUGGAUAUCUUUUGCGUUUGCACUUUUGCGACAUUGUGAGCAAAGCGUUGAACAAUCUUAACUUCAACGUUUACAUCAAUGGACAAAUGGCGAUUUCGGACCUGGACUUGUCCCACACAAUGGGAGCAUUGGCGGUCCCUUAUUACAAGGACAUUGUGGUAAAUUCCUCUUUGGUGUCUAAUGGACUAAUUACGGUCCAGAUAGGACCGUCGAACUUGGGGUCGGGGGAUUUGAACGCGAUUCUAAAUGGGUUGGAGGUGUUGAAGAUGAGUAAUACGGUGGACAGUUUGGAUGGGGAGUUUGGGGUGGACGGGAGGAGGGAGAGCUCAGGGUCGAAAAGGGGGACAGUGGCGGCGGUCGGCUUCGCGAUGAUGUUCGGGGCGUUUGUGGGGCUGGGGGCGAUGGUGAUAAAGUGGCACAAGCGGCCGCAGGACUGGCAGAAGAGGAACAGUUUCUCGUCAUGGCUGCUACCUGUUCACGCAAGUGAUACUAGCUUUAUGUCAAGCAAGGCCUCUGGCUCACACAAGUCUAACUUCUACUCUUCCACACUCGGCCUUGGCAG
Morus notabilis is the source of this 1510-nucleotide messenger RNA. Its product is annotated as probable receptor-like protein kinase At4g39110. The record is from RefSeq and is a predicted model, not a curated record. Lineage: Eukaryota; Viridiplantae; Streptophyta; Magnoliopsida; Rosales; Moraceae. The annotation marks the transcript as partial. Gene Ontology annotation, molecular function: protein kinase activity. The transcript has a single exon.